UUGAUCAACGCGGACGGUUGACCCACCCGUCUUUGUGAGUCGUCUUUUUCUGACGAGUACCCUAAUUACAACACAUACAUAUAAACAUUCAUCCAAGAAAUAUCUAGCUAGCGACCGAUAACAAAGUUAAGGUCAUUAAUGGUGAAACCUGCUGCAGAAACGAGUUCAGCUGAUCAUCAAGAGCCCAAGUAUAAAGGAGUCAGGAAGAGGAAAUGGGGGAGGUGGGUGUCGGAGAUAAGACUUCCCAACAGCCGUGAAAGGAUCUGGUUGGGUUCCUACGACUCGCCGGAGAAAGCUGCUAGAGCUUUCGAUGCUGCACUUUUCUGCCUUCGUGGUACCACCGCCACCUUUAAUUUCCCUCACCAACCGCCUAAUAUUCCCGGUGGAAGGUCUCUUUCCGCCGCCCAGAUACAAGCUGCCGCCGCUGACUACGCCAACUCAUCCCAUUCUCAUUCCCAUCACCACCACCACCACCAAUUCUCCGAGUCUCCGUCUGGUUCAGCUUCUCAUCCCGCCGCUCCCAUGGAGGCUGCCUCCACCUCCUUUCUGUUACACUACGACGACGAUAACAGUAAUAAUGUGACGGAUUACGGAAUAUUUCCGGGGUUCGAUGAUUAUUUCAUGCGGCCGCCACCAAUCGUUUCUCCACGUACUCCUUAUUACGAAGAUGAGAAUUCAUGCGAUGAGGAUAUCUCGCAAGGCCCAUCAUUUCUCUGGAGCUUUUGAUCAAUAAUAUCCAUUACACCAUCAACCAUCUACAUAUA
Molecule: messenger RNA, 764 nt
Organism: Cynara cardunculus var. scolymus (artichoke)
Lineage: Eukaryota; Viridiplantae; Streptophyta; Magnoliopsida; Asterales; Asteraceae
Product: ethylene-responsive transcription factor ERF017-like
Exons: 1
Coding region: 139-726 (195 amino acids)
Biological process (GO): regulation of DNA-templated transcription
Molecular function (GO): DNA-binding transcription factor activity; DNA binding
Source: RefSeq, a predicted model, not a curated record